Sarcophilus harrisii (Tasmanian devil) is the source of this 963-nucleotide messenger RNA. Its product is annotated as vomeronasal type-1 receptor 3-like. Gene Ontology annotation, cellular component: membrane. The transcript has a single exon. The record is from RefSeq and is a predicted model, not a curated record. Gene Ontology annotation, biological process: G protein-coupled receptor signaling pathway. Bases 1 to 963 code for a protein of 320 amino acids. NCBI's taxonomy places the organism in Eukaryota, Metazoa, Chordata, Mammalia, Dasyuromorphia, Dasyuridae. Gene Ontology annotation, molecular function: pheromone receptor activity.
AUGACUCCUCAUAAUGUAGUCCUAGGAAUUGUGUACCUGCUGCAGAUUAUUAUUGGAGCCCUAGGAAACUUUUUCCUCAUUUAUCAUUACUCUGUUCAUUUCAUCACUCACAACAGGCCCAGACACAUAAACCUAAUUCUCAUCCAGGUAUCCUUUGCCAAUGCCAUGUUUCUUCUUUCCAGAGGAAUUCCAAUAACCAUGUUUUCAUGGGGGGUCAAAUAUUUUCUCAAUGAUGUUGUGUGUAAAAUCACAAUUUAUCUACAGAGAGUAUUCCGGGAACUUUCUCUCUGCAGUACCUGCUUACUUAGUAGCUUGCAGGCCAUUGUCAUCAGCCCCAAUAGCCCAAAGUGGGCAAUCCUUAAAGUUAAAUCCCCAAAAGGUAUCAUUCCCUGCUGUAUUUUCAACUGGGUCUUCAAUCUCUUCAUAGAUUCUGUUCUUCUUGUAUAUAUAAUUGGUCCAACACAGAACAGCACAAAGAAUAAAGAGAUAAACAGGCUGGGAUUUUGCUCUCUUGACCCAUAUGCCAUUUAUUCACUAAAACUUCAACUCUGGAAGUCUUUGUAUGAUUCUAUGUUGGUGGUUUUCAUGACUAUUACUAGUGGAUACAUGGUGUUCCUCCUGUAUCAACACCACCAACGAGUCCAACAUAUUCAUGGCACCAGCCUCUCCUCCAGAGUCUUCCCUGAGAUCAAAGCCACUAAAGCCAUUUUGCUGCUAGUGAGCACCUUUUUGCUCUUCAACUUAGUAUGCUCUAUCUUAUCUACUUAUGCAAAUCAGCCUAAUGUAACAGAACCAUGGGCGUUCUAUGUCCCUAUGUUUUUAUCUAUGUGUUUUCAAGCAAUCAGUCCUUUUCUGUUGCUCAGUAGUGAAAGCUGGGUCCCCUGGGAAGUCUGUUGCUUUGUCCAAGUAAUAAAAGAUUCCUGUGGUACAUCCAUAUCAUGCCGAAUAACUACAGCACCAUAA